Messenger RNA from Xiphophorus hellerii (green swordtail), 11177 nucleotides. It is a transcript of the gene tln2b, whose product is annotated as talin 2b. The record is from RefSeq and is a predicted model, not a curated record. Gene Ontology annotation, molecular function: integrin binding; structural constituent of cytoskeleton; actin filament binding. Gene Ontology annotation, cellular component: cytoplasm; cytoskeleton; plasma membrane. NCBI's taxonomy places the organism in Eukaryota, Metazoa, Chordata, Actinopteri, Cyprinodontiformes, Poeciliidae. Gene Ontology annotation, biological process: cell-cell adhesion; actin cytoskeleton organization.
AUAUGUGAUCCAGUUUAGUUAUUUAUUUAUUUUUAGCCCCCAUCUCUCUCCACUGUACGAUAAACGAGGAGGGGCUUGAUGCCGUGUAGGAGGCAGGCAGGCAGGCAAGCCGUGCUGCUGACCCGCUUGUGGUGUGUGUCGCCUCGCCUACGUCCAAGCCAGCUCGCAUGCUGUAAGGAGUGAGAGUCAUCAGGUGUGUAGGCUGGUGCGGCCAUUACACUAACCCACCAAGAUGGUGGCCUUGUCAUUAAAGAUUUGUGUGCGGCAGUGCAAUGUGGUAAAAACAAUGCAGUUUGAACCCUCCACCCCUGUGUAUGAUGCCUGCAGGAUAAUCAGAGAAAGAGUUCCAGAAGCCCAGUCCGGACAAGCCUCCGAUUAUGGCCUUUUCCUGUCUGACGAUGAUCCCAGGAAAGGAAUCUGGCUCGAGUCUGGGAGAACCCUGGAUUACUACAUGCUGCGAAACGGAGAUGUCUUGGAGUAUAAGAAGAAACAAAGGCCGCAAAAGAUCAAAAUGCUGGAUGGUGCCAUUAAAACCAUCAUGGUUGACGAUUCAAAAACAGUCGGCGAGCUACUUGUCACGAUAUGCAGUAGAAUAGGAAUUACCAACUAUGAGGAAUAUUCGCUGAUACAGGAAGUUCCCGAAGACAAGAAGGAAGAGAGUACAGGAACACUGAAGAAAGACAGGACCCUACUACUACGAGAUGAAAGAAAAAUGGAAAAACUAAAAGCCAAACUCCACACGGAUGAUGACUUGAACUGGCUGGAUCACAGCAGGACGUUCAGAGAGCAGGGAGUGGAAGAAAGUGAAACCUUGCUGCUCAGGCGCAAAUUCUUCUAUUCUGACCAGAACGUGGACUCUCGGGACCCGGUCCAGCUAAACCUGCUCUACGUUCAGGCUAGGGAUGAUAUAUUGAAUGGAUCCCACCCUGUUUCCUUUGACAAAGCCUGUGAGUUUGCAGGGAUACAGGCUCAGAUCCAGUUUGGACCCCACGUGGAGCACAAACACAAGCCUGGAUUCCUGGACCUGAAAGAGUUCCUCCCUAAAGAGUACAUCAAGCAACGAGGGUCUGAGAAGAAAAUAUUCCAAGAACAUAAAAACUGUGGAGAAAUGUCAGAAAUCGAAGGCAAAGUGAAGUAUGUGAAGCUUGCCAGGUCUCUGCCAACAUAUGGAGUGUCCUUCUUCCUCGUCAAGGAAAAGAUGAAGGGUAAAAAUAAGCUGGUCCCAAGGCUGCUGGGGAUAACCAAAGAGUCAGUGAUGCGAGUGGAUGAGAAGACGAAGGAUGUGGUACAGGAAUGGCCCCUGACAACAGUCAAGAGAUGGGCAGCCUCCCCGAAGAGUUUUACCUUGGAUUUUGGAGAAUAUCAGGAAAGUUACUACUCUGUCCAGACAACAGAAGGUGAACAGAUAUCCCAGCUUAUUGCAGGAUACAUCGACAUCAUUCUUAAAAAGAAGCAGAGUAAGGACCGAUUUGGCCUUGAGGGGGACGAGGAAUCCACAAUGCUGGAGGAAUCUGUUUCCCCAAAGAAGUCCACAAUUUUGCAACAGCAGUAUAAUAGGGUUGGUCGUGUGGAACAUGGGUCAGUGGCUCUUCCUGGUAUUAUACGCUCUGGCUCCAUUGGUGGCCCUGAUAACUACAGUGUAGGUACAAUGCCUUCUGCCCAGCAGCAAAUCACCACAGGACAGAUGCACAGAGGACACAUGCCUCCACUAAGUCUAGCCCAGCAGGCUCUAAUGGGAACCAUUAACAGCAGCAUGAAGGCUGUUCAGCAGGCGCAAGCCGACCUGGGACAAGUAGAUAAUCUGCCUCCACUGGGCCAUGACUUGGCAUCCAGGGUCUGGGUUCAGAACAAAGUGGAUGAAUCAAAACAUGAAAUCCAUUCUCAGGUUGAUGCCAUCACUGCUGGAACAGCUUCUGUGGUCAAUCUCACAGCAGGUGAGCCAACAGAGACCGACUACACAGCAGUCGGCUGCGCCAUCACUACCAUAUCCUCCAACCUCACGGAAAUGUCCAGGGGCGUGAAGCUUCUUGCAGCACUGAUGGAAGAUGAAGUGGGAAGCGGACACAAGCUCAUGGGUGCCGCCAGAAUGUUGGCAGGAGCAGUGUCAGAUCUGCUCAGGUCUGUGGAGCCCUGCUGCCGGCGAGGUGAGCCGAGACAGACGGUGCUGACUGCAGCAGGAAGCAUUGGACAAGCCAGCGGGGAUCUGCUCCGUCACAUGGGGGAGGGCGAGACUGAUGAGAAGUUCCAGGACACCCUGAUGAAUCUAGCCAAAGCGGUGGCCAAUGCAGCUGCUAUGUUAGUCCUGAAGGCCAAGAAUGUGGCCCAGGUGGCCGAGGACACCAUACUGCAGAACCGAGUGAUUGCAGCUGCCACUCAGUGUGCCCUGUCUACCUCCCAACUGGUUGCAUGCACCAAGGUGGUAAGCCCAACCAUCAGCUCGCCGGUUUGUCAGGAGCAGCUUGUCGAGGCCGGGAAGCUGGUGGACCGAUCGGUGGAGACCUGCGUCAAAGCUUGCCGCUCGGCCAGCAGCGACGGCGAGUUGCUGAAACAAGUUGCAGCUGCAGCUGGUGUGGUCAGCCAGGCCCUGAGUGACCUCCUCCAACACGUCCGCCACUACGCCAGCUGCGGGGAGCCCAUCGGACGCUACGACCAAGCCACAGACACAAUUAUGAAUGUGACUGAAAAUAUUUUCACUUCCAUGGGCGAUGCAGGUGAAAUGGUGCGUCAGGCUCGCGUGCUGGCCCAGGCUACCUCGGACUUAGUCAAUGCCAUGAGGUCAGACGCAGAGGCAGAAGUGGAUGUCGACAACUCCAAGAAACUUCUUGCUGCAGCCAAACUCCUGGCGGAUGCCACAGCUCGAAUGGUGGAGGCUGCAAAGGGGGCAGCCGCAUACCCAGAGAAUGAGGACCAGCAACAGAGAUUAAGGGAGGCAGCCGAGGGGUUACGGGUUGCUACUAAUGCUGCAGCUCAAAACGCCAUAAAGAAAAAACUAGUCAAUAGACUGGAGAUCGCCGCUAAGCAGGCAGCGGCUGCUGCAACUCAGACCAUAGCAGCUGCCCAAAAUGCUGCCGCUUCCAACAAAAAUACUGCUUCACACCAGCAGCUUGUACACAGCUGUAAGGCAGUAGCAGACAGUAUUCCCCAGUUGGUGCAAGGAAUGAGGAGCAGCCAGGCCCAGCCUGAGGAGCUUGGCCCUCAGCUCGCCCUCAUCAUGGCCAGCCAAAGCUUUUUGCAGCCUGGAAGCAAGAUGGUUGCGUCGGCAAAGUCAGCUGUGCCAACGGUGGCUGAGCAGGCUGCUGCUAUGCAACUGGGCCAGUGUGCCAAGAAUUUAGCAACCUGUCUGGCAGAGCUCAGGACUGCCAUGCAGAAGGCCCAUGAAGCCUGUGGCCCUUUGGAGAUUGACUCAGCGCUCAAGACAGUGCAGACACUAAAGAGUGAACUCCAAGAUGCAAAGAGGUCUGUGAUUGAUGGCCAGUUAAAACCUCUUCCAGGAGAAACGCUGGAAAAGUGUGCUCAAGAUUUGGGAAGUACAUCAAAGGCUGUGGGCUCCUCUAUGGCCCAGCUGCUGACCUGUGCUGCUCAGGGCAAUGAACAUUACACAGGUGUUGCCGCACGAGAAACAGCCCAGGCUUUGAGGACUUUGGGCCAAGCUGCCAGAGGUGUAGCGGCCAGCACUAAGGAGCCUCAAGCUGCAGCUGCCAUGUUGGACUCGGCUCAGUAUGUGAUGGAAGGCUCAGCCAUGCUGAUCCACGAGGCCCAUCAGGCUCUGGUUCAUCCAGGAGAUGCUGAGAGUCAGCAGAGACUGGCUCAGGUAGCUAAAGCGGUGUCACACUCCCUGAAUAACUGUGUGAACUGCCUACCAGGCCAGAAGGACGUCGAUAUGGCUCUCAGGAGCAUCGGGGAAGCCAGCAAGAAGCUCCUGGUGGACUGUCUCCCUCCCUGCAGUAAGACUUUCCAGGAGGCCCAAACUGAUUUGAACCACACAGCAGCUGAACUCAACCACUCAGCAGGCGAGGUCGUCCACUCAUCCCGUGGAACAAGCAGCCAGCUGGCUGCAGCCUCAGGGAAGUUCAGCCAAGACUUUGAUGAGUUCCUGGAUGCUGGCAUUGAGAUGGCAGGACACACCCAAAGCAAAGAGGACCAGAUUCAAGUCAUUGGUAAUCUGAAAAACAUCUCAAUGGCAUCAAGUAAGCUGCUACUGGCCGCCAAGUCUCUCUCUGUGGAUCCAGGUGCUGCCAAUGCGAAAAAUCUUCUAGCUGUAGCAGCAAGGGCAGUGACGGAGAGCAUUAACCAGCUGAUAACAAUCUGCACCCAGCAAGCAGCGGGACAAAAAGAGUGUGACAACGCCUUGAGGGAGUUGGAGGCUGUCAGAGGUCUCCUAGGCAACCCCAACGAGCCAGUAAAUGAACUCUCCUACUUUGACUGCAUCGAAAGCGUCAUGGAGAACUCAAAAGUUCUGGGAGAGUCAAUGGCAGGCAUUUCUCAGCACUGUAAGACAGGUGAUGUUUUAGCCUUUGGAGAGAGUGUGAGUUUGGCAUCCAAAGCUUUGUGUGGGCUGACAGAGGCUGCAGCACAGGCCUCUUACCUUGUAGCUGUUUCCGAUCCUAAUAGUCACUCAGGUCAUGAAGGGCUAGUGGAUCCUAUUCAGUUUGCCCGAGCGCAUCAAGCCAUACAGACAGCUUGCCAGAACUUAGUGGACCCAGCCAGUAGUCCCUCACAGGUCCUGUCUGCAGCAACGAUUGUUGCCAAGCACACCUCAGCUCUCUGUAACGCCUGCCGCCUAGCCUCUUCUAAAACCUCCAACCCUGUGGCUAGGAGGCAGUUUGUCCAGUCAGCCAAAGAGGUGGCCAACACCACAGCCAACCUCGUCAAAACCAUCAAGGCAUUAGAUGGCGAUUUUUCGGAGGACAAUAGAAAUAGGUGCCGUGUUGCCACAGCUCCACUUCUUGAGGCUGUAGAAAACCUGUCAACCUUUGCUAACAACCCUGAGUUUGCAAGCAUCCCAGCUCAGAUCAGUAAUGAGGGCUCGGUGGCACAGGAGCCUAUAGUACGCUCGGCCCGCUCCAUGCUUGAUAGCUCCACUUACCUCAUAGAAACGGCCCGCUCGCUGGUCCUCAACCCCAAAGACCCCCCCACAUGGUCCAUUCUGGCAGGCCACUCCAGGACGGUUUCUGACUCCAUUAAAAGUCUCAUCACAUCGAUCAGGGACAAGGCUCCAGGGCAGAGGGAGUGCGAUUACUCCAUUGAUAACAUCAAUAAAUGUAUCCGAGAUAUUGAGCAAGCCUCCCUGGCUGCAGUUGGGCAGACACUGCCCUGUAGAGAUGAUAUCUCCAUGGAGGCACUCCAGGAGCAGCUGACAUCCUCUGUGCAAGAGAUCGGUCAUCUGAUUGAUCCUGUCUCCACAGCAGCCCGAGGCGAAGCUGCCCAACUGGGACACAAGGUGACUCAGCUGGCUGGUUACUUUGAUCCACUCAUUGUGGCAUCAGUGGGCUUAGUCUCGAAACUGCAAGACCACCAACAGCAGAUGACCAUCCUGGAUCAAACCAAAACGUUGUCCGAGUCUGCCCUUCAGAUGCUCUAUGCUGCCAAAGAAGGCGGAGGAAACCCAAAGGCAUCCCACACUCAUGAUGCCAUCUCUGAGGCUGCACAACUGAUGAAGGAGGCUGUGGACGACAUCAUGGUGACUUUGAAUGAGGCAGCGAGUGAGGUUGGCAUGGUUGGGGGCAUGGUGGAGUCCAUUGCUGAGUCCAUUGGCAGGCUUGAUGAAGGAACUCCACCUGAACCUGAAGGAUCUUUUGUGGACUACCAGACGACCAUGGUGAAGUUCUCCAAGGCCAUCGCCAUCACUGCACAAGAAAUGAUGACCAAGUCUGUGACCUGUCCUGAGGAGCUCGGUGGCCUUGCCUCUCAGGUGACUGUGGACUAUGCACAGCUUGGACACCAAGGGCGCCUCGCUGCAGCUACUGCAGAGCCAGAGGAGGUUGCAUUCCAGAUUAAGACACGGGUGCAAGAACUAGGCCAUGGAUGUAUCUAUCUGGUCCAGAAGGCUGGAGCUCUGCAGCUCAGCCCCACCGACAGCUUCUCCAAGAGGGAACUCAUUGAGUGCGCCCGAGCAGUCACAGAGAAGGUGUCCUUGGUGCUAUCAGCACUUCAAGCGGGAAACAAAGGCACCCAGGCCUGCAUCACAGCAGCCAGUGCUGUGUCAGGAAUUAUUGCUGACCUGGACACCACGAUCAUGUUCGCCUCAGCUGGAACUCUGAACCCGGAGAACGAAGAGUCAUUUGCUGAUCACAGGGAGAGCAUCCUGAAGACGGCCAAGACGCUGGUGGAGGACACCAAACUGCUGGUGGCGGGAGCUGCGUCCACCCAGGAGAAGCUGGCUCAGGCUGCACACUCCUCAGCCAAGACCAUCACUCAGCUUACCGAGGUUGUCAAACUGGGGGCAACCAGUAUGGGAUCCGAUGACCCUGAGACACAGGUGGUUCUUAUAAAUGCAGUAAGGGAUGUGGCCAAGGCUUUGGCCGAGCUCAUUGGUGCCACCAAAUGUGCUGCUGGCAAAGCACCUGAUGACCCGUCCAUGUAUCAGCUGAAGAGCGCGGCCAAGGUCAUGGUGACCAACGUGACUUCUCUUCUAAAAACAGUGAAGGCAGUGGAGGAUGAAGCCACUCGUGGCACAAGGGCACUGGAGGCCACCAUUGAGUUCAUAAAGCAGGAGCUGACAGUAAGUGCGUCCAAGGACGUCCCGGACAAGUCCGCUUCACCCGAGGAGUUCAUCCGCAACACAAAGGGCAUCACUGUAGCCACAGCCAAGGCCGUGGCUGCAGGCAACUCCGCUCAGCAGGAGGACGUGAUCGCGACCGCCAACUUGAGCCGCAAAGCCAUCUCCGAUAUGCUGACUACCUGCAAGCAAGCUGCACAUCAUCCUGAGGUGAGCGAGGACUUGAGAGGAAAAGCCUUACAAUACGGCACUGAGUGCACCACCGAAUACAUCAACCUUCUGGAACAAGUACUGCAGGUGUUGCAGAGACCGAUGCCAGAGCAGAAGCAGCAGCUGGCCAUGCAUUCAAAGCAUGUGGCAGCCUGUGUGACGGAGCUUGUCCAGACAGCCGAGGCCAUGAAAGGAUCAGACUGCGUGGACCCCGAGGACCCCACCGUCAUCGCUGAGACCGAGCUCCUCGGUGCAGCAGCCUCCAUUGAAGCCGCAGCCAAGAAACUGGAGCAGCUCAAGCCCAGGGCCAAGCCCAAGCAGGCUGAUGAGACACUGGAUUUUGAGGACCAGAUCUUAGAAGCUGCAAAGUCUAUCGCUGCAGCAACCAGUGCUCUUGUAAAAUCUGCAUCUGCAGCUCAAAGAGAACUGGUGCAACAAGGCAAGGUGGGAUCCAAUCUAGCUAAUGCAGUAGAUGACGGCCAGUGGUCACAGGGUCUCAUAUCAGCUGCUCGUAUGGUAGCAGCAGCCACCAGUAACCUGUGUGAGGCAGCGAACGCUUCAGUGCAGGGCCACGCCAGCGAGGAGAAGCUCAUCUGUUCUGCCAAGCAGGUCGCAGCCUCCACGGCUCAGCUGCUGGUAGCUUGCAAGGUGAAGGCGGACCACGACUCUGAAGCCAUGAGAAGAUUACAGGCUGCUGGCAAUGCAGUGAAGCGGGCUUCCGACAACCUGGUAAAGGCAGCUCAAAAAGCCGCAUUUGACAAGACGGAGGAUGACAGCGUGGUAGUGAAGACCAAAUUUGUUGGAGGCAUUGCUCAGAUUAUUGCAGCUCAGGAGGAGAUGUUAAGGAAGGAGCGCGAGCUGGAGGAGGCUCGGAAGAAGCUGGCUCAGAUCCGACAGCAGCAGUACAAAUUCCUGCCGAGCGAACUGAGGGAGGACGAGGGCUGACUAAGGCAGCAGGCGAGGAGGCUGAUGUGCAGAUGACAGCAUCUCCUGAACGGGAGACGAUGCAGGAUGUACUGUCGCCCUCUUGACUCCGACAUCACUGAAGACUAUAUUCAGCACUUGAAACAGGCCUAUUUGUUGAGAAAAACAAGUGCCUGUGCUUUGUAGUGUACUUGUGUGAGUGUAAGUGUGCGUGAUGUGUUUGUCAGUGAAUGGCUUCGACAUUCAGACUUUAAUAUAAAGGAAGUUGUUAUUGUGAGCAAACAGAGACAAAUUGAUUGAGUUAUUUUCAGUGUAGGUAUUAGUGCAUCAUGAGCAUUACUGACUGUUACAGGCAUGAAUCAGAUGCUGAUUCUCUCAGUAAUCACAGAACAUUCUUUAACUGAGGAGAGCAUAUAUGACUGAACAAAUGUUCAAAAAUGAAGGUCUGUAGCUUAUGUUUUACUGUAUAUGGAAAAUCCAUCAAAGGAUGAUUAGAAAGCAGUAAAGGCAAUGCCUCUUCAAACUGUGGGCUUGCAUGCUCCAUUACUCUUAACACAUAUCGAUAAAGCUACUAACCAAUAGAGUAUUAUUGUUCAAAAAGACCCUUGUAUCAUACUAAUCGUGUUAAUUGUGGGGAUUGUAGCUAAAAGAACAGAUUUAUUCCUGAAUUUAAAGCUAAUCUGUUCUUUUUGAUGCCAAACACAGAUUGGUUUAGAGUGAUGUAGAUGAAGUGAAGGGACAAAAUAACAAAAAUACAUUGAUCCCUACUAUCAAUCACUUUUAUGGAAAAUACCUAUGAAAAAGAAAGUAGUUUUGUUUAGAUAUUCAGAUCUAAAUGUGACCAAAUAUGUCUUGCUGCUUGUACAAUAUUGCACUCAAAGGACCCCACUGAUUUUUCACCUAAAAUACAGAUAACUUUGUAAAGUUAUAAACAGUAUUAUUACAUUGUUCUGACAUGUUUUUCCUUUUGCUUUCAUGGUUUAAAAUUCCAACUACUUACACAAACCAGAUUAAGUUCAUGUGCCACUUGUACUCAAACAGGGUUCCUUUGCGGUCUUCAAAAAUCCAGAAUAGUUUUGAAUUUAAUCAAUAUUUUACAGAUAUAAACAAAUGUGGAAGAAAAAAAAUGUAUUGCUUUUACAUAGCUACCAUGAUGACAGCUAUAUCUUCACCAUAUUCAGUGUUGAGUUGAAAAAAAAAGGUAUGUUGGAUGUAGAUAUGUCAUGGAUGUUACUCAGGUGAUGUAAUAAUAAGGAUGAACCUUGAGAUUCUUUUAUUUAGACUAUAAAUUUAUUAGGGAAACAGAAAUGAAAUUCCUUGUUGAGGCUUCUUUACUGUAAAUAUUAUUUACAAUUCUUGUCCAAAGUUUACAUACACUCAUCAGCCACAAAUGUCAUAAUAUUUUUUAUUUAUUUGAGCUUUUCUUUUUUUCACGGUGAACUGAAGAGAAACUAAACAGCAGCAUUUAUUUUUAAAACCAACAAAGGGACGGCAGAAGUUUGAAUUGUGUGGUCAAAAUUUUAUGUACAGGUUCAAUAAGGUCCUGGUUUACUAGUGGUUGGUCAUUUUAGAACUUCUAUCUGAAUUGGUUGAGUUCUCUUAGUUUGGUUGGUUUAUUGGCUUUUAAACAUUUAAAAUAAAUUUUCAGUACAGUUGAGUUCUUUAAUGCUUUAUUGAGUCCCAAAUCAGUUGUGAUGUGUGCUGGGAUCAUUGUCCUGUUGAAACACUAAUAUGUGUCCAAGUUUUACCUCUCCUGCUCUUGAUUUGAGUUCAAUUUUAGAGUUGACAUUAACAUGACAUUUAUGCUGGUAAUGAGUGGAUGUAUGAUACCUCUGACAGAUUUAGAUUUUUAUUUUCUACCAAAGCAUUUGUUUAUGUUAGGAAGUGAAACAGGCUUCUGUCAAAAGAUAGCAAAACUGUUUUGAAUUAAAUUAAUCUGUUUCUAUUUAGAAUUUAUUUAAAAAAAAUGUAUGUCAAAAAUGAUUUAAAAAUCUUUACUACUAGUGCAGCAAUCAAAUCGUUCUUUUAAUUGCUGAUGAGCUUUUUUCACUGUUUUUUUGAUGAUUUAUCUUUAGAAAGAAACUCCAAUUCUCUGAGAUUGGAAGGCCUCCUUGCCAUCUCCCUAAUUGUUAGCUCUUCCACAGAUUCUGGCAACAUUACAAUUUCUUCCAUUCAGAAGAAAUAAUUUUGCCAAAAUAAAAAGAAGAAAUCCCUUUCAACCAAAAUCUUUUUGGAGUAUGAAUAACUUGGAUCUUAACUUUGUAACUUAAACAUGCCCUGAAGUUUGACCCAGAUCUCUAGAAAUAAAUGUUUAAAAAAGUAUUGAACUGCAAUUGUUAGAAAGCAUUUUUUUUAGAAACGCUGAUCUAAGCACACUUUAUUAUUUUCCCGUUACUGUAAAGUGUUUUUAAAAUUGCUUCUAUAUUAACUUUGUAUGUCUACUACACAGGCUACUCCAGCAAGGUAAUAUUGAGUUACUGCUGUUGUUUGAUGGAAAAUAAGCUUCUUACAAGGAUAUUGGGCUUCCACCUCCGGGCUGAAAUGAGCAUAAAUGUUUUCACAUUUUUCACACUAAAGACAGCAAUUCAAGGCUUCCAUCACAUCAAAUCUUUAUUAGGAAACCGCUUCUUGUUGCAUUUGAGGGAACUGAUAAAAUUACUUUUUUUCUUUCUUCCAAUAAUGCAUUACACAUGUUUUAAAACUACUGCUGUUCAUUUCCUCAGUCUGUCCAGGCCCAUGUCAUGUCUGCAUCGUGUACUAGUGCCUUAUUUGAGUCUGCGCUGCAAGCAGCUGAACAUCAGGCUGGCUGGGAGCCUGAGCCUUCUCUCUCUGGGUCAGAAACAUUAUGCCAGUCUAUCAGCAAAAUCUUUGCCAUACUGGGGGCCUAUACCUGCCGGCGGUGUUAUAGUGCUGAUGUUAAAGGGCAUCUAUGGAUACCUUUAGGGUUUAGUUACUAACACUAGAUUGCAUUCAGUGAGCAUGUGGCUACAUGUAUCUGAGGUAAUGAAAUUAUUUAAAUUCAUUCAGCCAAAUACCGCUAAAACAUUGAGCUGAAUAACUUCCUUGUUGCAUUGUCUAAACCACUAUUAAAAUGUUUUUAUCUGUUAAUGUGAGACUAAUCCUGAAAUAUACUAUCCAGCAGGAGUGUCUAAGUAUUACUGGAAUAGAAUAAGAGUUGCCAUCUCUGUUAUAAAUAGGUGUUGUGCUUUCUUUAACAGAAUGCGUCAGUUGUAUCAUUUGAUGCUGUAUUUACAAUAUUUAUCUGGUCACAGAAGUAUUUUUUGUAUUCACUAAAAAUAAAAAUAAAACAGUUUCAAGCAAACAG